Molecule: messenger RNA, 3734 nt
Organism: Electrophorus electricus (electric eel)
Lineage: Eukaryota; Metazoa; Chordata; Actinopteri; Gymnotiformes; Gymnotidae
Gene: ccdc61
Product: coiled-coil domain containing 61
Cellular component (GO): ciliary basal body
Source: RefSeq, a predicted model, not a curated record
UCCAGUUUGGGGGCGGAUUUUAUAAAUUCCCGGUUGUUGAGCCGCUGUUUUCGAUUGUUUCUUGCAACUGACAGUGAAGUUGGUGGUUAGCUAAAAUCUCUAAAUUAGACUCUCUUAUGUGGCGUUUGCUUUUAUUUGCUUCUGCGUCUCGGUGUCCUUAUUUUUGUUUUAAUCGCAACCUUCAAAUGUAGCUAGCGUUUAAUUUAGACAGUUCCUGAUAAACCACCUCAUUUUUGACGGGUAUGUGCUAGCUAGCCCUAGCGAAUUUGGUUUUGCAAAGUUAACGCCGUGCUAGAUGACUACUUAGCAAGCUAGUGUUCACUCAAUACUAUCCACUUCACUAGCGAUUAGAUAGCUAGCUAUUUGGUCACAAGACUGCUAUAGCUGCGUAAUUCGCUGGUCCUCAUAAAUCAGAAAAACUAAUUCCUAUUGCUGAUCUGUCUAGCAGUCUCACAAUGUUGUCUAGCAAGCAAACAUUAGUUUCAAUAGCUAGCUAACGCGAACUGCUUGUGAAUACUAUCUAGAUAGCUUAGUGUGCAAACUUUUCGCAUCUCAAGCUAGUCAAGAAGCACUUGGCUGGAAGGCAACGAGAAAUCCUUUAAACAUCGUAAUUUGCUAACUAUCUUACGCUAGUUAUCCUAGCUAACUAAAACGAUAUAAUCAAAGGUUUUAAAAGGAGUGCAAGUAAAAUAAAGCGACUUGGUUAAAUCGGGUAGUUGUCCUGGUUUUAUUGGUUGUCAAUAGCCAUCUUAUUUAACGUAACGUUACUCUUGUAACCUAUGAACAAGCCAGAACUUACCUGCUUUGUUUUACUUUGGAUCUGUAUCUUAGCUAGAUGUGCUAGCUAGCUAGCCAGCGAACCAAACCGCUAGCUAAGUGAUUUAAGUAGCUAGUGGUUCAAACCUUGUGUCUCCGAGUUAAGCUACAUUAGUGACUUUUACCUAUAUAAAACUAAAAACGUUAUUAGCCUUAAACUACGAUGUUUCUCAGGUUACUGGAAUUACUCCAAUAAGCCAUGGAGGUUGGCGUAUUUGUACAAGAAGAACUAAAAUUUCGUGGAGCUGAAUUUGUUGUGAAGGUGGAAGUGCAAGAUCGAUUACUUAUAGUAGAAAUUUCUGAUGUCAUGACGGCGGACCAGUGGAAAGGAGAGUUUGAUCAUGCUUACAUUGAAGAUCUUACCCGUAAAACUGGAAAUUUCAAACAGUUCCCUAUAUUCUGCAGCAUGCUCCAGUCUGCAGUGAGUAAGUCUAGUGAAUCAGUGACUCUGGACCUGCUAACCUACUCGGACCUGGAACUCCUGCGAAACAGGAAGGCAGGUGUAGUGGGCAGGCCUCGUGCCCAGCAACAGUCAGCUGCUCUCACUGCGAAACGCUACCUCAUCCUCAUCUACACGGUAGAAUUUGAUAGAAUACACUAUCCUCUUCCACUGCCCUAUCUCGGUAAGCCUGAUCCUGCAGUCCUCCAGAGGGAGAUCAGGGCUCUAAGGGCUGAACUUAAUGCUUUGGGGAUACGAGGAGACCACACAGCAGAUCAAGAAAUUCGGAGACUCCGUGUAGAGUUGGCUGUGGUCAGGGAGGAGAAGGAUGCUCUGGCCAAGGCUUUGGAGAGGCUGCAGCUGGUUGGACCAAGCUCAACCCCUGGUACUCUUGGACUCAGAGAAGCAGUGCGAAGCCUGGAAGAGCAGCUGCUGAGGGAGAGAGCAAAAAGCCAGCGUUCAGCCAGUAAGAGGGGACAAGAGCAGCACCACCUUAUGGAGCAGUUAGAAGAACUUCAGGCCUCCGAGAGAGCUCUUCGGAUACGUGUAAAGAGUCUGACUACUGAGUUAGCAGUGUUGCGCCGGGGAAGGAUGACUCCAGUUUUGUCAGGCCGGAGUGGGUCCAGGGGUGAAGGAAAAUUUCACCGGUCAACCUCCAGAGAGCACAGUUUGACCCGAGUGGGAAUGAGAGCUCGCUCAGGGUCCAGAGAGAGGGUGGAGGACAGGAGUAGGAGGUCAGAAGAGAGAGGAAGAAGGUCAGGUUCCUCAGGAACACAGAACUACAUUUCAAGACCUUCACCAUCUCCACUAGGUUCUCAAGGACCACGGUUUGACCCAACAGCAUAUAUUCAAGAGAGACAACGGCGCCAAAAAGAGGCAGAACUUAAGAACCAACGGAAAGUCAGGAGGGACAUGCUGGCAUCACCAGCUAUGAAUGAACGAGGGCGGUCACGGUCCCGAGUGCCUAUUACUCAUCUUACUAGAGCGGGAAGUGUAGGCCGGGGUAGGAGUGUAUCUGUGGAGAGCAGAAGGAGUCACCACUCUUCUGAAAGCUCGUUGGCUGAGUUUGAAGAGCUUGCUAAGCCCCUGAACAGCAGAAGCAGAAAAAUAUCUUAUAAUGGUCCAAAAAUGACAAGAGGGAAACACUUUAACAAAAAGCCAAUGUGUAGCACUCCAACACAAAGAAUGAGAGAGAACUCCAUGGACACUGGAGCUGAUCUGUCAGAAAUUGAUGCUCGUCUCCAGGCCCUGCAAGAGUACAUGAAGGAUCUGGAUACAGGACACUAAUGUUGCCAAAUGAACAGCAAACAUUUGGUGUUAUUGCAUAUACUUGUACUGAUACAUAUCAGCACAAUUAUUUGUUUUUCCUUCCACUGUUUCAGUGGGUGCUCACUGCUCACAAAUGCUAAAACCUCAAGAGACAUACUGUUUCAUGCUAUAAAUGUUAGGCCCUUCCUAAUUUGUAGAACAUGGACUUUGCAAUGUGACAGACAUCAUUUUUGAAGGACCCAAGAGUAUCCUAGACCUGAGAGACUGAUGUUUAUAUGCUGUGUGUAUGUGACAGUCAGUUACUUUUAGACAGAUUUUUAUAUAUAUUGUAACUCAGUUUUAAUCACUCUUACAAAUGGGUCUUGUGUUUGAAAAUUAUUUUUAUAUGAAUUUUUCCUUCCUUUUAAAUAUGUCUUCCAUUUAUUUAACCAUUUUUCUACAAUUAUGCACUAUUAUGGUGCCAUCACUUGCUGUUAUAUACUUUGUGUCGGGGGUUUAUUUGUUCAGUUGCUUUUAAGACUCACUUGGGAACAUGACAUGAGACUUGCAUAUAUAUCACAUGUGGUCUUGCUUGUAUACAUAUUUUUAUUUGUGGCAGCUAUGGUUUGAAUGUCUUAAAGAGGUUUUAAGGCAUUAGUAUUUAGCCAUCUAUUGCUGGCUUGCUCCUGAGCACUUGUGCCACAGUGGUUUCUAUGUAUGCAGUGAGAUGAAACAUACAGUCCAGUAACUUUCCACAUCAUCUUCAUUGAUUUGUUUUCCUGCCCAGUUUAUAUUGAUGAAAUUUUCACCUUUAGAGGAAGUUUCUGUGUUUGCAGGCACUCUUGUACAGUGUCAAGGCAGAUGUGAUUGAUAUAUUUUGAGCUAGAUGAGUGCUUUCAUUAGAUGAGGGAUUUCUAGGUAUUUUGUGUCUUGCAGUAGGAAACCACAGCUGGCCUAAAUUUCUUAAUGAACAGCAUUGAGUUAUUGUGACCUAUCCAUCUGGCAGAACAGCUGCUAUCCCCUCCUCCUACCAACAUGCACACAAAAGACACUAAAUUCAUGGCAUACUGGCAUGUUUAAAUAGCAUGCUUACAUGAUUUUUGUACUCUGGUAUUAUGAAGCAUGGUGCCCUGCGUUUUAAAAGUUAAUAUUCAAUAGAUGAUAUUGGCAUAGGUAUAAAGGAGAAAUUGCUGUGAUGUUGAUGCUUUAAAAACAUCAAGGUUGCAAAACA